Messenger RNA from Xylaria bambusicola, 1218 nucleotides. Its product is annotated as like-Sm domain-containing protein. Gene Ontology annotation, cellular component: catalytic step 2 spliceosome; U2 snRNP; U2-type prespliceosome. The transcript has 7 exons. The record is from RefSeq and is a predicted model, not a curated record. Gene Ontology annotation, molecular function: RNA binding. Lineage: Eukaryota; Fungi; Ascomycota; Sordariomycetes; Xylariales; Xylariaceae. Bases 265 to 894 code for a protein of 209 amino acids. Gene Ontology annotation, biological process: mRNA splicing, via spliceosome.
GUGGGGUCCGAGAACGUGAGUUGGGGGUGAGGCUGAAUCAUGCUCCACUAGUCAAAUGUGGAGCUUUCAGUGAGCUUCAGUCCUUCAGCCUUGCCAACAUGUUACCAUUCUAGUUUUUGUCCCCUGUUUCCCCAUCCUAGCAAGAGCUUGAGCUUCACGCAUCCACAAGCUCGCGCUCGCUUUUUACAAUUACAACAAACAAAGGAGAGACAGUAUCAGUUUUCUAAAACUUUCAGAGCUCCAUUGGAGCCGCCAGCCGCAAAUAUGUCGAACAAGCAAGGCAAAAUGGCCGGUUAUAUUAAUUACCGGAUGAGAGUUACAUUGACAGACGGUCGACAAAUGACGGGGCAGCUUCUCGCGUUCGACAAGCACAUGAAUUUGGUCUUAGGCGACACGGAUGAAUUUCGACGCAUAAAGCGAAAACAAGCAAAACCCGCAGCCCCUGGCGCAUCGAGUUCCACCGCCACCCAGACCAUUGAGACGGAAGAGAAGCGGACGCUGGGCUUAACUAUCUUGCGUGGUGCGCAGAUUGUCUCGCUGUCUGUUGAGUCUGCCCCUCCGGCAGACCCAAGCACGCGACUUGGAAAGAGCACUGCUAGUAGUCUUCCGACUGGCCUGACAUCUGGCCCUGGUGUUUCACGCCCUGCUGGCCGCGGUGCUGCGCCCACAUCACUUGCCGGUCCAGCUGCUGGUGUUGGUGGUGGUGUCCCUCCUCCCUUCCCUCAAUUCCCAGGUGCACCUGGCUUUGGACCUGGAAGAGGCGGUCCGCCCGCUCCCGGCUUCCCGCCCGGAAACUUCCCUCCUCCGGGCUUCCCUCAGGGUGGCCAGUUCCCACCUCCUGGUUUUAAUCCAGGUGGUGGCCCGCCAGGCUUCAACCCUCCUCCCCGGAGAUAAAAAGAUGUCUGAGAUAUUUAGCAUUACGAUGAGAAAUGCCCACUACAUGAGUAUAGGGCGAAGAUACCAUUCGGCGUUUGGGAAUGCAACGAGUGAGGGCUGUGGAUAGCUCACGUCAUAAAGAACUUGGGCCUUGUACUCUACCUAGCGAUCACAAUGCUACAAACAAGUGGCUACAAAGGUCAUUUACGGCAUAAAGAACCAUCAAGAUAAUUCUCCCGACUACUAAGCUGUUAGGUCUAUUCAUUUGACUAAGCAGGUUGACUACCUACAUAUACAAGUAGAAUGAUGAUGAUAGCUAUCUACAUAGUACCUACCGUUCAC